AUGAACACUGCGAUUCACAACGGAUGGAGAGCUUCCGUAACUUCACAAUCCCCAAGAAAGUUCCUGUCUUUACUCAGAUCCUACCCUAACGCAAUCCACAGGGAGAGAGUUCUUUUGGGUAGUUAUGUUCGUAGAGAAAUGGUGAUUUUGAGUUCAAAGAAAGCGAAUCUCUCUGCUUCGAGGAAACAGAGAAUCAAGUUAGAGAGUAAUGGAGAAAAGGAGCUCACUUUCAGUGAGUUCUUGAAACACCCUUCUGGCAUGGAGGCUGUUAUCAAUGCUAAGGCUUUGGAGAGUUAUCAGUUAGUUGAUGAUGAUGAUGAGAAUAUUUACAGAUGUACAUUGCCAAAAAUUCAGUUAAUGAGCUUUGAAGUUUCUCCAGUACUGGUUUUGAGGGUCGUUCCCACACAGGAAGAUUGUACAGUUGAGCUGCUUUCCUGCAAGUUGGAGGGGUCAGAGUUACUCGAGAACCAAAGUGAAGUGUUUUCAGCCGUUAUGACAAAUUGCAUGACUUGGAACAUGGAAGAUCCAGAGCCAUUUCUGGAGGUUGAUGUGAGCUUGAAAGUCACUCUAGAGAUCUCAACUCGACCUUUCACUAUGCUUCCAGUAUCAGCUGUUGAGGCUCCUGGAAAUCUAGUGAUGCAGACACUUGUAGAUACAUUAGUGCCCCUUAUGCUUCAGCAAUUACUCAAAGAUUACGACGAAUGGAUUCAAAAGCAGCAACAAAACUUAUUAAUCUAG
Molecule: messenger RNA, 738 nt
Organism: Eruca vesicaria subsp. sativa (arugula)
Lineage: Eukaryota; Viridiplantae; Streptophyta; Magnoliopsida; Brassicales; Brassicaceae
Source: the annotation of a GenBank genome assembly